Messenger RNA from Ahaetulla prasina, 9146 nucleotides. Its product is annotated as zinc finger protein 345-like. The record is from RefSeq and is a predicted model, not a curated record. The transcript has 5 exons. Gene Ontology annotation, molecular function: RNA polymerase II cis-regulatory region sequence-specific DNA binding; DNA-binding transcription factor activity. Lineage: Eukaryota; Metazoa; Chordata; Lepidosauria; Squamata; Colubridae. Gene Ontology annotation, biological process: regulation of transcription by RNA polymerase II. Bases 654 to 3245 code for a protein of 863 amino acids.
AUAUGUAUAUGUAUAUAUAUAUAGCUAUAGCAUCAGUUUAAAGGUUUGACCUUUAGCCUUCUUUCUGUUCAGUAUUAGUUGAGUAACAGAAUUGACUUUCUCUGAGUUUUAUUGUGUCUUGGUAAGUGAAAACAGGCUUUAAAAUGGUGAUUAGGACGCCACAGCAAUAAGCUGAAUUUAAUGCUGUUUAAUUAAGAACCAAGUACAUUACUAUAUAGUGAGUACCGUUUCAAUAAUAGUAUACAUUUUAUUUUGAUUUAGAUUUAAGGUAGCUAACAAAAUAAUACUUAGAGAUACAAUGUAUGGAAGGGGGGAGAUUUGAUGACUACAAUUGAUUCUAAGCUGAAGCUGAGUCAGUGUUGUGCAGCUUCAAAAAAGGCACAUGUAGUUUUAAAGUUCAUAUGUUUAGAUGUCAAAUCAAGCCAUGGGUUCUUCAUCUGACUCUUGUUUUGUUGAACUUCCUGGAUUUUGUUUGGUCGGCUACUGCCUGCACUUAAAAUGGAUAUUAAAAAGAUUGGAAUGGGGUCAGAGGUAGCAGUGACGCUGGGCAGAGACACAGAAAACAAGCCCUACUUUAUUAUUUAUUAACCAAUUUAUAUAAACUGCCCAUCAAACAAAUUCUGGAUGGCGUAGACAGAACUAAAAACAUUGGAAUGUUGACAGCCUGGAGCAGAAACAGAUUAGAGGUCACACAUGCCUGUGGCCUCCAAGGUGGAACGGCCGCCUCAUAUUGGAGACUUCUUGACCAGAGGGACAUGCAAGAGAACUACGAGACUCUGAUCUCUCUGGAAGAGAUGGCGAUCACCCUGCCCCGAAUCACUGCACUAGCUGAGCCCCACCAGAGAGGUUUGGCAUCAGGAUUUCCGCUUUCUAAAUCUGAUCUGCUCUCCUGGAUGGAUCGAGAAGAUUCAUGGAUUCCAGAACUUCAGGGAUGUGAAGAAAGGACAAUGCCACCUCAGAUAAAUCCAGGUGAAGAAUUGAGAGGAAGGCAUGAACCUGCUCCUCCGGAAAUAAUUCCUAGCGAAACAAAUCUGCAAAAGAGGAAUGUCCUAGAGAGGAAUCCAGUGGAGGCUGAGAAACAACCAUCAGGGACUGGGCCGAGGGGCGCUCUAACCGAAGGAAAGGAGCAGCAAGACAAACCCCUCCCACAGACCAUGGUUGCUUCCAAUCCCCAAAUGUCCCUUAGAAAACCACCAGCGCAUAGCAAGAACCACCAAUGUGCGGAGUGUGGCAAAAGCUUCAGCCAGAAGUCCAACCUUCUCCGGCACCAAAGGCUGCACCUAGACAAAAGAUCCCACAAGUGUGACCAGUGUGAUAAAAGCUUCUCUGAGGCCGAGGCCCUGGCCACGCACCAGAAAGGCCACACAAGCGACAAACCGUACAAGUGUGAGGAAUGCGGGAAAAGCUUCAGCUGGACCUCGCACUUGGAACGGCACCAGCGGAUCCACACCGGAGAGAAACCGUUCCAAUGCAAGGAGUGCGGGAAGGCCUUCAGUGUUGGAUCACACCUGGAGAGGCAUCGGCGUAUCCACACCGGGGAGAAGCCUUAUCAAUGCAAAGAGUGUGGGAAGAGCUUCAGUGUUAGCUCCACCCUGGUCCAGCACCAGAGGACUCAUGCCAACAACAAGCCCUACCAGUGUGAGGACUGUGGGAAGGGCUUCACGCUUGGGGCCAACUUGGUGGCUCACCAAAGGAAACAUCUGGGCCAGAAGCCCUAUGAGUGCCCCGAUUGUGGGAAAAGUUUCAGCUUCACCUCUCACCUAGAGAGACACCAGCGGAUUCACACGGGGGAGAGGCCCUACCAGUGUCCCGACUGUGGGAAGCGUUUCAGCCGCAGCUCCCACCUUUACAGGCACCAAAGAAUCCACACAGGGGAGAAGCCACAUCAGUGUACAAAUUGUGGCAAAAGCUACUACCUCAGUGCGGCCACCCUCCAUCACCUUCAGACAUCUCCAACCCAGAGCAGGGACCCCACCAAGUGCACUGAAUGUAACCGCAAGCGGGUGGCCCCUCAGCCUCCCCCACCUCCUCCCUCUCCGCCAAUGUCUAUUGGGAAACCCUUUAAAUGCUCCAACUGUGGGAAAGAGUUUGGCCAGAGUUCAUCCCUGGUGAAACACCAGCGGAUCCACACAGGAGAGAGGCCCUAUCAGUGUCCCGAGUGUGGGAAGAACUUCAGCUGGUGCUCGGCCCUGAUCAAACACAAGCGGACCCACACAGGGGAGAAACCCUUUCAGUGUGGGGACUGUGGGAAAGCGUUCAGUGUCAGUUCCCAUUUGGAAAGGCACCAGCGCGUGCAUGCUCCUGACCGGCCCCACAAGUGUGCCGAGUGUGGGAAAACCUACGGGGAACUGGCCUCGCUAGUCAAGCACCAGCAAUCCCACGUGCCUGGGAACAAGCGUUAUCGGUGCGCUGACUGCGGGAAAAGUUUCAGCUGGAGCUCCCACCUGGAAAGGCACCAGCGGAUCCACACGGGGGAGAAACCCUACCAGUGCGGUGACUGUGGGAAGUGCUUCAGUGUCAGUUCCCACCUGGACCGCCACCGGAGAAUCCACACGGGAGAGAAACCCUACCACUGCGGUGAAUGUGGGAAGAGCUUCAGCGUCAGCUCCACGCUCUUGCAGCACCAACGGACACACUCGAGCGGAAAGCCUCACAAGUGCAAGGAGUGUGGGAAGCGAUUCGUGGCCGGGGCACAGCUGCUCACGCACCAGCGGGCCCACCGCGGCGAGAAACCCUAUGACUGCACUGUCUGCGGGAAGAGCUUUGGCUUCGUCUCCCACCUGGAGCGGCACCUGAGGGUGCACACAGGUGAGAAGCCCUACCCGUGCGCAGAGUGUGGGAAGUGUUUCAGCCGCAGCUCGCACCGCAACCGCCAUCAGCACACUCAUGUGGCAGAGGGGCUCCCCAAAGAACAACCUGAAGGCCAGAAGGGCAGCUCUGUUUUGACCGAGACUAAGCUCUCCAAAGAACUGCUUCCUGUUGUUCCUGACCCUCCUCUUUCUCUCAUGCCCGCCUGGUGGAGCGAGGGGGAGAGGAACAGCAUCCCCCCAGCUGCUUCCACCUGGCCUGAGGCCCCACUGCCUUUCCAGGGCUUCAUCCCCAAUGCUGUCUCAGCUGGAGGGCUGCGGAGCUGGGGUGGGAAGGGAUUCUUACCUUCAGAUCCAUGGAGGAUAGGGGAAAACAGCUGUAGAUGGGCAUCCCCCUACCUUCAAGAGGGAUGGCCACUCCCUCCCCCAACAUCCUAGCUGCUCAAAGCAAUUUUGUGGGGUGGAUGUGUUAAGACGAAACAAUGAUCUUCUCUCCUGACUCAAGAAAUGCGGCAGAGUGCUAAUUUUGUCCAACUGGAGCCAAGAAGAGCUGGCUUGCAAUGGGGUGGAAUGGAAUAUAGUUGCUGUCCUAAAAGAGAAGGAAGCUACAUUUGUGCUUCUGAGGGAGGUUUACACAGGCCUGGAGCUUUUGAUAUGAGGCAUACUCAGGGUUGCAAUAAUGCCUGCAUCUUAUGCAUUCUGAAGUGGUAGAAUACUGUUGUUAAGAGUCCUUGGCAGGGGUAGGUUCUACUUAUCUUUACUACCGGUUUGCAGUGGGAUCAUGCUUGUGCGCGCUUGCUUGUGCACAUGCACAGAAACUUCCUGAUGACGUUGGGGUCGGUGGGCAGUCUCCCCCCAGUUUUACUACCGGUUCACAAGAACCGGUCCAAACCGGGGGCAACCCACCAUUGGUCCUUGGUGAUCUCUGAGCUUAGUUCUUGCUUAUGGAUCUUUCAUAACCCAACCAGGUAACAUCAUCAGUGAUAGCUGGAUAAUGAAAGGUGUUACAUAUGGAUGUAUGGAGCACCUAUUUGCAUUUCCGCUGCUGAUUGGCUAAUCUAGUGGCGGGGAAAAUAAACGGUUGCCAGUGGCUGGCAAGACUCCCAGAGCUCUUUAAAAAGAGAGAUCCAGCAGCCUGCUGGCCUCUUGCUCCUGAUCACGGAUGGAAAUAAAGUGCUGAACGGAUUACUGCAUCCCACCUCUUCUGUUUGCGCCCCCUAUCUAACAAAAGGUCUACAAACAUCACCUGUGAUGUUACCUACUUUUUUUUUUUAACCUAGUUGGGUAAUGAAAGAUCUAUAAGCAAACAUCCAAGCUCAGAGAACACGAAGAACUCCUCAGUUCAACCCAGAGCUACAGAUAUUCUCUUCUUUUUAGAGACUAAUACUGGUUUUAUUGAUGAUUUGAACUGGCUUAUUACGAUAAAUUGCAGGGGGUGGAGUUUAAAGUAGCAGCCAGCUGAGCCAAAGCUAUACGCUCCUUCUUUACCUAAUGAUUAUGAUUUAAGUGGAGGCAUAGGAUGCUGGUGUAUAUGAGGAUCCAUUUAUUUAUGCGUAGGAUGUCCCAGCUACCUUCUUAAGGCAUCCCAAAUUUACCUGGUGUCGCAAUCUGGAGAAGCUGCAGAAAACACACUUGAAGCAUUUAGCCUGCCUAAAGUUGGAGAGCCUUGAGAGUCAGUAUCCUCUUUCUGGUAGCAUUUUACUGCAAGGCAAGGAAGGAAAUCUGAAGCCGGAUUCCUCUUCUUCAUGGCAUCAUUUGUGCUGCAUGUAGAUUGUCCCAAAGUUGAUCUCUAGGUGGGAAGACACUUCUGCUUCAGAUCCCAAUGAACCGCUGAGAAUCGUCUCAAGCCAGCUAUACUGACAAGUCCCUGUCAAUCCUGGCUGAUGACUAAGCUGGCUGAGACUCAUGGAGGUUUGGUGCCAAGCUUGGACAAGAUAAUUUACUGUAGAUUAAUAAUGGAAGCCCGUAAUCCCAUAAACUAUUGCUAUCAUCAAGAAUGACGGAAAAUGGUGCCGUCAGCCUUGCAAAGUAAUCCAAGCGGGAAGCAUGCCUGAAUGAACACCUCCUAUUCUAUUGUAGAGUUACAUUAACGGAAUCAUACAAGUCUGAAAAUAUAUUUCUCCCCCUCAUUUACCUGUCAAGGAAUUAGGAAGAGUUCCUUCAGAGAUAUUUGCCAUGCCCACGUUCCUUCUGUAGGCUAAAUUAUCUGGGGUUGUACUACUCCAGGCAGACCCGGUCUGUAAUUUGGAGGUCCUUAUGGACUCGAGGCACCUGCUCAAAAAAUAAGUCAUGGCUAAGAGGGUCAUUUCACACUUUCAGAUGGUGCACCAUUGUGCCCAUACCUAGAUCAAGAGGCCCUGCUCACAGUAACUCAAAUCCUUGUAAUUUCUCAUUUAGAAAUUACUAAACACACUCCACAUGGGGCCGCCCCUGAAGAUCACUCAAAAACUUCAACUGGGGCAGAAUGUGGCUGCAUGGCUAGUAAAUGGUGCCAGAUACAUGGCACGCAUAAUGCCAUUUUUGCGUGAGCUGCAUUGAUUGCCAGUGUUUCUGGGUUCAAGGUGCUAGCAAUCAGCUUUAAAGGCCUACAUUGCUUGGUACUGCGGGUACCUGAGGUAUCACCUUUUUCCAAGAGUCUCUACCCGUUUAGCAGAAUGGGCAUGCUGCAGAUCCUGUCAGCCAAAGAGUUUUGGCUGAUGGAGACUAGAAGAUGGGCUUUUUCUACGGUGGCCCCUGUCCUAUGGAACAUCUUCCCUUCAGAGAUUAAAAUGGCCCCAACCCUGUCAGCCUUUCGUAAGUCCUAAAAUCCUGGCAGUGUUCCUGAGCCUGGGGUGCCAAAUGUGUUAAGGGCCCCACCUCUUGACUAUAUUGCUAACUGGCCAAGUAUUUCGGCUGCUAUAUAUAUUUAUGUUGGAUGUUUCUCUUCUUUUCUUUUCUUUUGUUUUAAAAUGUUUUUAGUAUUUUGAUUGUAAUUUAUUUUUUGGAUUGUAAACCACCCAGAAUCAUUGACUGAGAUGGGUGGCUAUAGAAAUGGAAUGGAUGGAUGAAUUUUAUUGAGAGGAGAGCAGCGGAAUAAAACAAAAACUGUUGCUACAAAUAUCAGUUUAUAAAUGUUCCUAAUUUCCAACACAAUAAUAUUUUAGGGAACUAAUAAGUCAAUUUAAAAGUAAUGAAUUUUGCAUGGGAUUGUAAAGAAAUUUCAGCUACAGUCCUAUUGAUGCUUGUUUGACAUUAAAGUCUAUGGAGCUCACUUGCAUUUAUUUCAGAGUAAAUAUGCUUUGUUUUAAACAUAAAGCGCUCAUUUGGAGAAAACUGGUAGUACCAGAUAAAGUAGAAAGUUGGAAUUUAUUUUUGCACCCAAGUGAUUUAAAUUCAAAUCCCACUUCAGCAGCAGAAUCACUAGAUGAUUGGUGUUUAGCUGUCUUUUAGCUUUGGUUCCCCAUCUGUAAAAUGGAAAUUAGAGCUUCUUAUCCUGAAGACUUAGCAUUUUAAAAAUAUUUUUAAAAUUUUUUUUUGCCUAGUUCAAAGUCUGACAUUAUAUUCCCACAAUCCUCUUAAUCUUUUAUUUGAAUUAAAACAAAAUACAAUUGUAUUCAAAUUAAGGUGGCCUGAAAAACCCUGUCCAGAACAAAAGUACACAUAACAGGCCUCAGGCCUCAAGCCUGGGAAAAUCUCUGGUCAAACGAACUCCCCCUGCAUAAGGAAAUGCCUUGUCAGCUAUAUUAAGGAAACCGCUUUCUCAGCUUGAUGUAUGACCAUAGGAAGGCCAAGCUGCACCCAUAAAUAUGCUGAGCUUAGAGAACCAUAUCCUUUUGUCAAGCAAUAACUGCAUCCUGAUAUCGUUAUGAACAUGUUGUGUUCCACUGGACAGCAAUCCACCAUCCCGUUCACCCCUGGACCAGGUCCCACAUACCUCCGUACUCACUCUCUCCCCAAUGCCAACAGACUCUAGGUCCCCUAGGCCGACAGGGUAAAUAACAGGGAUUCCCCAACAAAUCAUAUUAUAAUGGCCUGAUAUAUAUCAUGCUAAGGCAGGGAGUGGCAACCUCCUGCAACAUCUUGCAUUAUCUAUCUAAUUCCAUUUUAGUCUGGUGUGUUGUGUGAACCCUGCCAAUCAAUACUUAGUUGGAAUAUUCUUUGGUUUAUCCAUCAGUUCCUAAUGGUCAUCUUAUUCCCCACCUUUUAACAUAAUGCUGAAACAAUAAUGACAAACAUCUGUGAACUGCAGAAUUCACUGCAAGAGAAUUAUUUGACAAAUCUGGAACUUCAAAAUUCACAUCAGAUAAAAUAGAUAUACCUAUAUGCAUGCCUGCAGCACAAAAACAUCACAAAUUUCACCAUCUGGCAUUCAAUUAAAAGACUUGUGUAAAAACAACUUAAUUAUACUCUAAUAUUAACUGUUGUUGAAGUCUGAGGACCACAAUAAAGAAUGAAACCACAAUUGGAAUUAAAGAUAUCAGUGGUUUAAUUUAGUUGCUUUGGCUUGACUCAGUAUUUUUACCUCAUGCCUUCCAGAGGCGUUGGAUCUCUAAUCCCAAAACUGUGAACUUGACUUUGGAAUUAUGAACAUUGACCGACCUCCUUGAGAGUUCCAGGUUGAGAAAAGCUGAUGUAUCCAAAUUUGGCGCUUUUCUAUUAAUUGUUUUUAUCUCCAGAAUCGAUGAAAGGUUUCACCUGCUGAAAAAGUUAAUGGUCAAGGCAUCCUUGAACUAUUCCUUCACAAAGGGUUUUCAAACUAUUGUUGUUGGUGGGGGACUUUUCCUGCCUGAAUAUACUAUAGCCUAAGUAUGGAAAGAUGGUGGAAUGAGAAGAUAUUGAAAUGAAAAUAAUCGUGCCUACCUUUCCUUCUUCAUUUUAAACAUGAUAGAACAGCCGCGUUAGUACUAUAAUGAAAAAAAAAGCAAGUUUAUGCCUUUUAGUAAAAAGUUGUUAGUCGGAAAGGCAAGUAUUCCCGAGGUUUUCCUUCCCCCUCCCAAUUCUAGGAAAGCCUAGGCCAUAAUAAAUGCUUUACUUUUUAAAAUGCCCCGACAUUGUUUCUCUUCCCGACCCUGAGUAAGUCAGUGUAUUAUUUCCUAACGCUUCACGUUUGUAUAUAUAAUCAACUAAUAAACGAACAAAGAAAGACAGGGUACUCAGCCUUCAAUUGAAACCGAAUUUCUCACAAAAGUUGGGUAGGGAAAGGUUGCUGGAAACUGAUUGGUUGCAAGUCAAUCGGACCUGAGUGAAAUCCAUAAGUAGCGGUAAUAGAAUGAAUCCAUCUGAGUGGUAUAUAAAUGUUCGGGCCGUUAGCGACGCUGAUUGCCGGUCGGAUCUCUGUUAGCAAGAUGGAAGGCCAGCGGGUGGCGUUGCAGCAGCAGGAGGUGGCGCCGAGGCCGGUGGAAAGUGCAAUGACUCCGAAAGAAGAUUUGCGAGUAGUAUUGGGUGAGGGAGAUUUCUAAGAGCUGUGGGGUUUUUUUUUAAUAGAUAAAAGGGAGAUCAUUAUUUGCAGCGAGGAGAAUGAAACUAUGACACUUAAAGCUUUAACUUCUAGAAAAUAGAUUUAAAAUAGGAGCAGGCGGGGAAGUGUGUUGAGAACUGGGUGUGGUUUAUCCGUAGAUAGGUAAGGACAAUUUGGUGUGGCUUUGUCGUGAGAGAGAGGAACUCUGCACAUGAGCAAAUGCUCUGAGGGGCAGUUUUAUAAUUUGGGGGGCAAGAGAGAGAGUAGGGUGUGAAGAGAAAUUAUUUUGUAAAGGCUGAUCCUCAAUUUGCCUGUUGAGGUCCUCCUCAACUGGAUGCCCUUCUGAUUUGUGUUUCUAUUCAGUAUAUUUAGCUUUUAACCCCUGAAAUUUUUGCUCGGUAUUUUAAUUUUAUACCUCCAAAAGAUAGGAUGGGAAAAGAAACACUGGUAGCAAAGUGAUUGGGACUGUGUUCACACAACACUUUAAAGCAGAAAUUAGCCAAUUUCAUUUUUGUGUCAUGCAAACUCAAGCUGUAUGAUUAAUAACUUCCACUGGUUUCAUGAGCCUGGAAAGUUGGGCUAACUGAGUAAACCAGGGUUAAGCAUCUCCUGAUAUUUCCCAGGUGUAUACAGUAAAGCUGAAUACAUUCAGCCUGAGCUUAUCCAAUACAAAGGUGUAUUCCAAGCCCAUGGUAAGCUCAGAAACAGUUGCCCUCCGCUGUGAUUCAGAAAGGCCACGAAUCAAAUUGUCCAUUACGAAAAUCCGCAGUUGAAUUUUCAGGUGUCAACUGUGUGCGUGUGGGGGGGUUCAUGAAAAAAAGUAAUUUGUAAUAUUAUACUAAAACUUGGUAAAGGGAAACUGGUUCCAGUAAAAUGAGGACGAAUGUCUUGUUAAACUGUGC